UAUGUUCAAAACGUUAGACAAGACAAGUAAAUUAAAAGUGAAAGGCCCGAAAUUUCAUAGUAAAAGAAGUCAAAAAAAGUCAAGCAAGUUUCAUCACAUAAAAACGGAUAAGAGAGACAUAAUGUGCAGAGCUGAGGGAUUUAAUAGCAAUCGUAAUCUUUUGAAUCAAGUAAAACCACAAGCAAUCCGUUCUAAACAAGUUAGGAAUGAUGUAAACGAUGAGAAGAUUCAAAGUACUAACAAGAUUAUUAAAGCCCAAAAUAUCAAUAAAAAGAAAAAUGAUUUGGAUGAAAUGCAGAAAAGAAAACUUUUUGACAAAAUUAUAUUGUAUGAAAACCGUUUGAAAGCAAUCGUCAUUAUGAAAAAAUUAAAAGAAAACGAAAUGAAGGAACGCGGAUUAUACCGAAAUUUAGAAAUACUUAAGAAGAAAGCUUAUGUUUUAGAGAUAACGAAAUCGUGCCGAGAAAAAUUCAAAAAGAGAAUAUUCGACAAAAUCCUAGCUCCGAACAAAAGAUAAAAAAAAUUAAAAUGUUGUAAUUCAAUAAAUUAACGUUUGAGAACAGUUUUCAC
Molecule: messenger RNA, 570 nt
Organism: Chironomus riparius
Lineage: Eukaryota; Metazoa; Arthropoda; Insecta; Diptera; Chironomidae
Source: the annotation of a GenBank genome assembly